CGCCGCUCCGCGAUGGCGCCGGCCCCGCUGCGCCUGCUGCUGCUGGGGCUCUGGCUGCCCGCGCCCGGGAGAGUCAUUGCUGAGGAGGGGAAAGAAACGAAGACAGAACAACCAUCCUCAGGAUCUCCCCCCGGGAGCCCACCAGCUGACCACAGGCCAUUUUCCUCUCCCCACUCCACUGGGUACCAGCAUGGCUUGAUGUUGUCACCAUCCCAAACUGGAAGACCACAUUCAGCACACACAGCUGUUCCCCAGGUGACCUCUGCCGCAUCAGAGCGCCUGCCACCUCUCGCAUUUAAUCACACAAUUGGGCACAUCAUACUUUCUGAACAUAAAGCUGUCAAAUUUAGCUGCUCAAUCAAUAUACCUAACAUGUAUCAGGAAAGUGCUGGCAUUUCUUGGUGGAAAGAUGGAAAAGAAUUGCUUGGGGCACAUCAUUCCAUUACGCAGUUUUAUCCUGAUGAUGAAGGGACAUCAAUAAUUGCAUCUUUCAGCAUCGCCAGUGUGCAGCGCUCGGAUAAUGGGUCAUAUAUCUGUAAGAUGAAAGUGAACAGUGAAGAGAUUGUGUCUGACCCCAUCUACUUGGAAGUUCAAGGACUUCCUCACUUCACCAAGCAGCCGGAGAGCAUGAAUGUCACCAGAAACACAGCCUUCAACCUCACUUGCCAGGCCGUGGGUCCACCUGAGCCUGUCUACAUUUUCUGGAUUCAGAAUAGCAGCCGUGUAAAUGAAAAGCCAGAAAAGUCCCCAUCUGUUCUAACUGUACCUGGUCUGACGGAGACAGCGGUCUUCAGCUGUGAAGCCCACAAUGGCAAAGGGCUGACCAUGUCCAAGGGUGGGCAGAUCAACAUCAAGGCAAUUCCCUCUCCUCCAACUGAAGUCCGUGUUCACAACAGCACAGCACAUAGCAUCCUGAUCUCCUGGGUCCCUGGCUUUGAUGGCUACUCCCCAUUCAGGAACUGCAGCAUUCAGGUCAAGGAAGUUGACCCACUGAGUAAUGGUUCAGUCAUGAUUUUCAACACCUCUGCUGCACCACAUCUGUAUCAAAUCAAGCAGCUGCAAGCCCUGUCUAAUUACAGCAUCGGUGUGUCCUGUAUGAACGAAAUAGGCUGGUCUGCUGUGAGCCUGUGGAUUCUAGCCAGCACGACUGAAGGAGCUCCAUCAGUAGCACCUUUCAACAUCAGCGUGUUUCUGAACGAAUCUAGCAAUAACGUGGACAUCAGAUGGAUGACGCCUCCAAUUAAGCGACAGGAUGGGGAACUGGUCGGCUACCGGAUAUCUCACUUGUGGCUCAGUGAGGGAACUUCUAAAGAGCUUUCUGAAGAAGUCAGCCAGAAUUGUAGUCGGGCUGAGAUUUCUGUGCAAAUCCACAAUGCCACAUGCACAGUGAGGAUUGCAGCUGUCACCAGAGGGGGCAUCGGGCCCUUCAGUGAGCCAGUGAAAAUAUUUAUUCCUGCGCUGGGUCGGGUAGAUUACGCACCCUCAUCAACUCCAGCACCUGGCAAUGCAGAGUCCCUGCUCAUCAUCCUUGGCUGCUUUUGUGGAUUUGUUUUAAUUGGGUUUAUUUUAUACAUUUCUCUGGCCAUCAGAAAAAGAAUCCAGGAGACAAAGUUUGGGAAUGCAUUCACAGGAGAGGAUUCUGAAUUAGUUGUAAAUUACAUAGCGAAGAAAUCAUUUUGUCGACGAGCCAUCGAACUUACCUUGCACAGCUUAGGAGUCAGCGAGGAACUGCAAAAUAAACUAGAGGAUGUUGUGAUUGAUAGGAAUCUUCUCAUUCUUGGGAAAAUUCUGGGUGAAGGAGAGUUCGGCUCAGUGAUGGAAGGGAAUCUAAAGCAGGAAGACGGUACUUCUCAGAAGGUGGCAGUGAAGACGAUGAAGUUGGACAACUUUUCCCAACGGGAGAUCGAGGAGUUUCUGAGUGAGGCGGCAUGCAUGAAAGACUUCAGCCACCCAAAUGUCAUCAGACUUCUAGGCGUAUGUAUAGAAAUGAGUUCUCAAGGCAUCCCAAAGCCCAUGGUGAUCCUACCCUUCAUGAAAUAUGGGGACCUGCACACCUACUUACUGUAUUCCCGGUUAGAAACAGGACCAAAGCACAUUCCUCUGCAGACACUGCUGAAGUUCAUGGUGGACAUUGCCCUGGGAAUGGAGUAUCUGAGCAACAGGAAUUUUCUCCACCGAGAUUUAGCUGCUCGAAACUGCAUGCUGCGGGAUGACAUGACUGUCUGUGUGGCUGACUUCGGCCUCUCUAAGAAGAUCUACAGUGGGGAUUACUACCGCCAAGGCCGCAUCGCCAAGAUGCCUGUGAAGUGGAUUGCCAUAGAGAGCCUGGCCGACCGAGUGUACACAAGUAAAAGUGACGUGUGGGCUUUUGGCGUGACCAUGUGGGAAAUAGCAACGCGGGGAAUGACUCCAUAUCCUGGCGUCCAGAACCAUGAGAUGUAUGACUACCUUCUCCACGGCCACAGGCUGAAGCAGCCCGAGGACUGCCUAGAUGAACUGUAUGACAUAAUGUAUUCUUGCUGGAGCGCUGACCCCUUGGACCGACCCACCUUUUCAGUGUUGAGGCUACAACUGGAAAAGCUCUUGGAGAGUCUGCCCGAUGUGGAGGACAAAGAAGCCAUCAUCUACAUCAACACCCAGUUGCCAGCGAGCUGUGAGGGCCUGGUGGAUGGGCUGGCACCUGCCCGGCUAGACAUGCACAUUGACCCUGACUCUAUCAUUGCUUCCUGCACUCCCCGCGCUGCCAUCAGUGUGGUCACAGCAGAAGUUCACGAGAACAGUCCUCAUGAGGAAAGGUACAUCCUGAAUGGGGGCAGUGAGGAAUGGGAGGACCCGGCUUCCACUCCCCCUGCUGUGGUCACUUUAUCAGAGGACAGACUUGACAGGAACGGGGCCUCCUGGGCCCAGGGCAGCACGCUGCCCUUGAGGAAGCCCUCGGCAGACGAACUUCUGUUUGCUGAUGAUGCCUCAGCAGACUCUGAAGUACUGAUGUGAGGAGAGCUGAGCAGAGAUGUGACACCACCAAGCAGAUUCCCUGAUUUUAGGGGAUCCAGUUCUGCCUGUUUUUGGUAUUUGUUUUCUUUACUAAGUAAACUCCAUGGUCCCAGAGCACCAGAUGAAUGUCGUUGAGGGAAGCAUCACUAGAAAUAUGUAACAAGAAACAUGGCUCAGUGGCAGAACACAUACUUAACAUGUGAUGUGCCCUGGGUUCCAUCCCAAGUGCCACAAAAAAAUAAAAACACAUAAUAUAUAUUUAUUUAAGGAGAAAGUAUAUAUGUAUAUGAUGGAAAGAGUCAAGGGUGUUAUAUUUUAGUAAAAGAUGACCUUUCACCUCACUUACCUUAUAUUAAUAUUUUAUUCCUCAGUGUUAACAUUUGUACAGGGUCAAGGCUAUUUUUUAAAGUUGUCUUAUUUUUCACAAGUAUUAAAUGUAAAAAUAUUUUAAAAUGAAAUGCCAGAUUUUGAUGUUGGUCUUCAUGAGAAAUCUGAUAUACUUCUAUGAAUUGUGUGUUUUGUAAGAAUGAGUUAUUUAAUGUUUAAGAUUUUAUAACUGAUUGCCUGAACUCACUUCCCAAUAAUAUAUGAAUGAGGAAGGAUGUGUUCAACAUACUUCACACUUGGAAAGACCGGGGUCCCCAGCAGGCCUGGCACCUUUACAAGGAGUUCCCUCGAUGGCUGUCCUCGUUGCUGUGACUCUUCCUGACAUUGCUUUUUCGAGAUAGGAAAACCCAGCUCAACUCUAUACAUUGUACUCUGACCUCCACAUCAUUAUGUGUUUUUAUCAUGACACAUACAUCCAAGCAGACACAAAAAGAAAUUUAAAAGUUUUAAAGGCAUUACUCAUGAAAGUAGGCAUGGCCAGUGACAGGAUGCAGGUGUGGGACUCAGCCCUCUGAGCUGUCAUCCAGGCUCAGCCAAUAUUUGUUGAGCACUUGCCUCAUUUCCGGCACUGUUCUGUUUCAUCUGUGUGUUGUUAUACCAAAGGUACCCGUGCCAUUAUCAUCCAUAAAACAUAAAACAAAGGCUUGGAAAGACCAAGUGAACUAGUUAAGGCCAAUAUUUAGAGAGUGGUUGAGCUCAGAAUUUAGAAUGCUUGAGUGAGCAUGUGUUUGACCACAAAGCACCAGAGGCAGUUAAUUAACUUACAAAGAAAAAAGGUUUAUUUAGCAUACAGUUUGGAAACUCUAACCCAAGCCUGGGCAGCCCAUUAGUUGAAUCCUUGGUGGAAGCAGCAGAGGCAGUGGUGGGGGCACAUGUUGGAAUUAAUGCUCAUAUUAUCAGCGGAAGCAGAGAGGGAGGACAGGCCAGAGUCCCACAAUUCCUUUGGGGGUGCUCUCCCAAUGACCUAAAGCCCUAGACAAGGCCCCGUCUCCCUCCCACAGGUCCCAUUGCCUCCCACUAACACCUAGGAAGCUUGGCGGGAUGCCUCAUCCAAACUGUAGCAUGGACAUGCCACUUCCUGCAUGACAAGCAUGGUACUCAGUCUUCAUAACAACUCCAUAAGGCGGAUCUUACAAUAUGCCUGCUCCAGACAAGAGCAGACCGAGGCUGGGGAAGGCUGGCUGGCUGGCUGUAUGUAGGGCAGUGGGUUGGGGUGGUGAGAGGUUGCCUUUUACCCCUCAGGCAUCUGGGCAGACUCAGGACUGCUGACAUACUCAGGACUGUGUGGGUGCACACAGACCACCUGUAGUCGUCAGCGUCCAGCACCUACACAGCAGUCAAAGCUGCGGCCCAGCACAACUCCAGUCCUGGUGCCAGCCCCCAGCCCUGACGCCGGCCUUCGAGUGGAGCUUGGUCCUCUGCUCUUGUGAAAAAGUUCCCAGAGUUUGAGAAUCCUCACUGUUUUAUCAGUAAAAAGUACAAGGAGACUGUUAGGUCACAAAAAUAUUGUUGAAACAUUUUAAAUAGUUAUUUUAAGAAUCAAUAAAACAUUUUUAUCACUUG
This is a messenger RNA of Jaculus jaculus (lesser Egyptian jerboa), 4944 nucleotides long. It is a transcript of the gene Mertk, whose product is annotated as MER proto-oncogene, tyrosine kinase. Gene Ontology annotation, molecular function: protein binding; transmembrane receptor protein tyrosine kinase activity; ATP binding. Gene Ontology annotation, cellular component: signaling receptor complex. The transcript is spliced from 19 exons. Lineage: Eukaryota; Metazoa; Chordata; Mammalia; Rodentia; Dipodidae. Gene Ontology annotation, biological process: cell surface receptor protein tyrosine kinase signaling pathway; multicellular organism development; cell migration. Bases 13 to 2994 code for a protein of 993 amino acids. The record is from RefSeq and is a predicted model, not a curated record.